CUGUAUACCUGGCGUUCAUUUACCCUGCCUCGCUCCCUCAGUCUCCACACUCGCCGAAAUACUCCCUGGUGAAGGGAAGCAGAACAUAAACUACCACAGAAAUUGUGAGGGGCACGUAACUGAAGGACUUGCUAUUGUGAGAACCUGACAGUGACAGCUUGACAGCUGAGAAACGAAUGCUGAUUGGUUUUCCUCGUGAGUGUAAGGAUAGAAAACUUUAUAGUAACGAAUUGGAAUUUAAUUUAAAGUGAUUAUAAUAAAGAAAUAAUAGUGGUAAGGUGGGCGUGCUGUGAGGUGAAUACCUCGCAGAGAAAUGAGGCUACGUUAGCCAGGCAGAGAGGAGUGGCACCCACCCAGGAUGUGCCUCAACAUGACAGUGUGUUGCAGUAAUUACCCGUGACGCCCUUGAACCAUUCACUGUGGGACACACUAGUGUUAUAGUUGACCCACGCACACACACUGCACACAGUUUCUCGCCAAUCUAACAACUUAAAGCUGCUUUUUGCAAACAUUACAUGAAGACAACCUUUAGGCAAGCAUAAUUAUUGUGCCAAGCAGUUUCCUUGCUAACUACGCUAUUUUCAAGAUACUUUACUGAACUCUCUACCAUUAAGGCAGCUUAUCCCUAAUUUAGCUACAUCUAAGACAUAAAGUAGAUUCUUGCUAACGUAACUGCAAGUUCAAGUGUAUCUUUAAUCUCCACACGUAAAACACCUUUGCCAUAUCAACUCGACCUCUUCACUAAUCUAUCUAGGUAACAAAUUUGCCACAAACGUAACAAACUGGUAAAAGUUUAAUACUCUUAAGUGGCCUUAAAUAUAUCAAUGUAUUAGAAUUCUACUAAAUGUGUGAUUUGGGCAUAAAAGUGUAAAAUGACAAUUUAACAUGGAAAAACAGAAGUGUAACACAGGCAGGAAGUACACUUUGUAUGAGAUGACUGGAUAAAUAAGAAGGUCUGACACAAUAUACCGUACAGCCACAGUGUAUACAGCUGUCACCGCUGCCACAUCUGCGCGCCUCUCCCUUUAUUGUUGAGAUAGAAGUCUCCACCACCACCACCCCACCACCCCCAGCACUACUAGCUCUGCAGCCUACCACUACCACAUCACCACCACCACACCUAAAAUCAUGAAACCUCGGCCCAGUAAGCGUGUGGCCUUCGUGGGUGUUCCGACAUCACAGGAGGCAAAAAGAGACACGCCUAUUCACCAAGAUCUGACUGAGGAAGAGGAAGAGGAGGAGGGAGAACACACAAGGCGACCCAGCUGUAUGUUUACGGCCUGGAACGAGCUGGUAAUAUGGUUCUCCGUGACCUUCUACGUGGCUGACCUGUGCCUGGACCUGUGGGUGUGUGCGGCCCACUUCGACGCUGGCCGCCCCAGGUCCGCUUGGUUCAUCUUCUUCUGUAUCCUCCUACCCAACCUCUACGCUGGCUACAAGUCUCUGCAGUGGUACCUGAGGGCCCAUGAGAUACUUCCCAUCAGGAGGCCAUCAGUCUGGAUCAUCCGGGUCCUCUUCUUCCCUAUUAGCCCCAUCCUGAGAUACAUGGAUGCAUGGAUCUAUGGUCGACGAGCACGUCAGAACUGGCACAACCACAACUUGGCACAGGAGCGUAAGAACUUCGAGAACUACCUGGUGGAGAAUGCUGAGGUUGCCCUUCUGAGGCUGGUGAUCAUCUUCCUUGAGGAUGCUCCCAUUGUGGUACUCAACCUGGCUCAGCUCCUUGAGACACCUCCUGGCAUGUGGGCCAUGAUUCCUGAGGGUAAGCCUGAUCCUGAGAUUGUGAGAUUUGGGUCAGUAAUAGCCAAAUUGUCAUGCACCAUGACACUGGGUGUUGUACACUACAUGUCAUGCAACAAGUUGGCAUGGCACCUGGCCAACUCCCAGGGCAAGAAAACUCAGGAUGCAGACUCCCCUUCUACCAAAGACACCUGGGAGAAUAAUAAAGGGGUGCUAUCCUGGACUGCUGAGGUCACCAUAUACUGUUGGCAACUGUUGGCUAUCACCUCCAGAGUGGUAGCCUAUGCCUUAUUCUGGGUGGUGCACUUUGGUUUGCUGUGGGUGCCUAUCUUGGUCCGCUGGAUGCUGCACACACUCUGGAUCUACUUUGACGUCGCCGAGAUGUCUCUUGUGAACUCCAUUGCCUUUGGGGGAGUUUACCUGUUCUCCUUCGUCACGACUUCACCGGGACGUCAGAUCCUGCGUAUCACACUGUACUAUGUGAUAACCUUCGGGGAGCACAUAAUCAUUGCCAUCAUCUGGCACUUUGGUGCUCCUGACAACUACUUCCAUACCUAUGGCAUUGGAGUAAUGUUUGGAGGAACUGCAGGUGGGGUUCUUUUCUUGACUCUCUACUACAGCUGCUGCCACCCAGACAAGGAGACAGUCUGGAUACGGCAGAAACUGAGGGAAGUACAAGAGAAGGCGAGAGCAAGAAGAGAGAGCCGUACAGCUGAUCAACUUGAGUUACCUUAACCAUUACUACUACGCACUGUCAUUCAUUUUUACAGUUUAUGGGAAUUUGUGCAAAUAGCUGUAGGGAUAUAUGAUGCCCUAAUUCUGGUCAUAUUUAGAUUAAGAUGUCAAACUUUCAUAAGUGUUUUCAUUCAUACUGUGUUUAUGUUUAUGAGUAAGUCUGAGGCAUUGAUUUAUUUAUAUUACGCAGGGUAUUUAUGUAAAAUUUAUGCAUGGCAGUAUUUAAUGAUCCAACAGAGUCUGCCAUGAUAUUAAACUGAUUUUUAAGAGCAUAUCAUGAUGUGGUAGAGUAUGUUGUAGAGUAAACAGUACAAGUAGAAUCGCUUCACCUGGAAUAAGGAGAUUUAGUCAGUCUAUUGUGUAUACAGAAACAUUUACCGACUCUCUCGAGGCAUUAUACUCCUUACUACAGAUAUUCACCAGAAGACGGCAAAGACUGGAUGAUAUUGAAACCAUAUCUUAUUUUCUCUAGUGGGGGUCAUAGUACCUACUUCAGUUGCCCCAAAUGUGUAUCUGAGUGGUGCUGGAAUGUGUUCAUAGUAUCAAUAAUAAGUGCCUUGUUUGUCUACCUUAGAGACUAUAGACUGUAUUGUUAACAUUUCACACACUACAGGUUAUAGUCUUUACACCAGUACAUGUGUUCACUGAUGACUACUACACCUACCUGUGACCUUUCAGCACAGUAAUUGUGAAAAAUAGAGAGGGAACAAUGAGGUUACUGGUAGUUGUGGGUUGAAGUCUUAAGUCUGAUAGUCAGAUGUGGCAGAUGUACAUUAUAGUUAAGUGCUUACAGUAUAAAUAAUAUUGUGUGCAGUAUAUUUAUGUCAUUAAUGGCAAGACAAAGACUAGAAAAUUAUUGUCACUUAAGUGCAUUUUUUGUCAAAAUGACCAAAUAUGUGUCAGAAUCAUUACUAAAUCCUUUCUGCUGAUUCAUAGGAAAGUUACCUAUUUAUAUCAAACCUUACAGUAUGUGCUUCGGUUCAUUGCAGUCAUAAAUAGUGCAACAAUAAUACAAACAACUUUUUAUAGUGUUCUCACAAUACAUAAUGAAAGAAACGUAUAAAACUGUUGCCAUCUUUGAGUGUUCAAUAAACAGUACUGGUAAAUGAGAGCAGUGGCUCCCUUAGGGCAAAACAACACCUACAGUGUUAAUGGCUAACUCUUCUGAGAUAAUUAGUUCAAGUAUCAAGUGAAUGGUACAAAAAAAAAACAGGAAAUUCCUCUUGGAUUUCCAUAUGUAUCAAACAUAUAUGACCUCGCAUGUAUGUAGAGCUAAAUAUAUUCUUGUAACGUUUGGAUAUUGUGUGUAGCGUAUGUUUGAAUGACAAGUGGAUAACAGUGGUGAGAUUCUUGAUGAAAAUAAUAUACAAUUAAACAAAUUGAAAUAAUAUAUAAUACUGUAUACAGUAUAUGCAUAAAUAUAAAUUUUUUCCCCAUUUACAAAAGGUUCUUCAUGCUACAAUGGUUAGGCUAGUGUGGAUCUCCUGAUUAAGUUGACAUCCAGUACAAGUGUUAGUGUACAGUUAUGGACAAAAGUUUGCUCCCUGUGGUGAAAAUGAGUCACGGAAUGAGUCUUUAAACUGACUUACCCUGACUAUCAUCUGGUGUGAGUAUUAUUUUAUCUCAUUUGGGGUCGAUACCGCCUCAGUUUGGGAGAGAACGAACUUUUGACCCCAACUGUACAAGGAUGAGGAAGCCCGAUCAUCCACCGUGGAUAAGAAUUCAACCAUCAGCGAUUCUCUAGCGAGGUGUAUGUGCUACCAACGGAGAUACACGCUAAGGUGAUGGUGAUUAGUGUCCUCCACCAUGAGAAAUCUCUAAUGAAUGAUUACAAGUGUUUGGAGAUAAUGGAAUGUAAUAAGGAUGACCAAGCUCAGAGAACACAUAAAAUGAAGGAUUAUCUUCUCGAGACUCUUGGAAUGAAUUCUUUUGGAUAUGUAUCAAGCAGAUACUGAUAUAAAAUGGUGCCUUUUUCCCAGGAGAUGUUAAACCAUUGGUACAGUUCAGGACAGCACUAUUCGUGUCUUAUCUUUAUUGCUCUCAGUCUUGUGUGAGGUAGAUCCGGGGGUUAUGGUCGCCACAUGGAUGGGAGGAGAAAGAGAGGAGAGAGAUGGACGAGAAGUGUGUGGAAAGAAACGGGGACGAUUGACGACAAGGAUUUAUACCCACAUAAUUAUACUUGAUCACAUGAGGUGGUCCAGGGGAGAAGCAGACGAGCAAAAACCUUAAAAAUGCCAGAAAACGCGGCGAUGGCAAAGUAACACGUUCUCAAGCCUCUAAAUUGCUUCUCUCGUUCUCCCCCAGAUUGACUCGUAUCCUUAACUAGCAAAUACAGUCUAGAGGCAUCCACAGUGACUCGCAAACCUUCUUAUCAUAUCACUUAACUCUUUGUGUACAGGGUUUCUCUGUCGAAUAAAAUCACGUGGUGGUAGCAAAAUAAAUUAUCUAAAGUGACAUCCGUAGUGAAGGGGUUAAAUUUCAGUAAUACUAGUGUAACUGUUAACCUGUGAUAACAUGAAACACUCCCACACAUGUACUAUCUACUUGUUUUCAGGAAGCAGAACAAAAUGCACACAAUUAUUUUUUUAGAAAUGGUCUACAUUUAUGAACCAAGAAAUGUACAAAUGCUGCUGUAAAAUAACAUUGCUUCCAUAUCUUAUACUAAACAAAAUGCAAAACACUUGUCGUACAGAACAAUAGAGGUGUACCACUAUAUAUACAGUACAGUCUCUUAAUGCCUGAAUUAUAUAAAUAAAACUUGACUUUUAUUUA
Homarus americanus (American lobster) is the source of this 5247-nucleotide messenger RNA. Its product is annotated as XK-related protein 7-like. NCBI's taxonomy places the organism in Eukaryota, Metazoa, Arthropoda, Malacostraca, Decapoda, Nephropidae. Gene Ontology annotation, biological process: engulfment of apoptotic cell; phosphatidylserine exposure on apoptotic cell surface; apoptotic process involved in development. The record is from RefSeq and is a predicted model, not a curated record. The coding region runs from base 1129 to 2475 and encodes 448 amino acids. The transcript has 8 exons. Gene Ontology annotation, cellular component: plasma membrane.